Striga asiatica is the source of this 1548-nucleotide messenger RNA. Lineage: Eukaryota; Viridiplantae; Streptophyta; Magnoliopsida; Lamiales; Orobanchaceae. The record is from the annotation of a GenBank genome assembly.
UUUAAAAUGAAACCCACUAUACCCUUCUAUUUUUGUCUCUUUUAGCAUAACUGACUUUUAAGGCAAACUAACCGCAUCUUUUCCUCCAAGUGCUCAUCAUCAACAUUUUGUCAGGUUUCCCAUAAAAUCUCUAGAACACAAUUCCACUGUUGAUCUCGCAAUCCCAUAAACCUAAAUCAGCACUAUUGCAAUUGUAUAUAUGUGUUGGGCUGGGGAUUAUGGGAUUGUUUAAGAGACUCGCGGGGUUGCUAGGGUUUGCACGAGAUGAAGAACAACUGCAGCAUGACGAUGCAGCUUCGGACGCCACCAUCCCGUCGUCAUCGACGCCGGGGACGGCUCCUCCGGCCGCAUUCGCUUCAGCUCAGCAUCUGCCUCGCAGAGGCUUCAGUGUCCCCGUCCAAGUCCCCGUCGAGCGGGCCCCACCUCCUCCGCUACUCGUGUUCUGCCCUGCCGGGGACGGCGGAAUUCAGGGUUUGAGAUGGUAUGCAAGGCGCCUUAGGAUGGAUGAAGAUGGUGAUAUUGCUGAUGAGUUCCUUGAUGAGGUCCCACCCGAUAUGUCUACGGAUAUGGAAGAGCAUGAUAAACAGUUGCCACGGUUUGAAGUGAAGUACAGAACCAGGCCCGCUAAAGUGAAAAACCUCGAUCUUUUACCCAAUGGUAGAAUCUUACACCUCGUGGAGUAUCAAGGCAAGCUGGAAUGGGUUUAAGUGUCAUUUACGGCCACUGUAUCAUGAUGUGUUUAGGGGAAUUAUGGAGCUGAUUGGUUGUUCUCAUUCUAUCUAAUUCAGUAUUUCUCGUGUGGUUACAGUUAAUUCAGUUUCUGAGCAGAAAAAGAUGGUGAAGAUGAAAUACAGCGUUGCUUACCUGUGCAUGCACUGUGUAUUACUUGAUGAAAAGCUUUGGCACGACCAUGGAAAACUCAAUGUCUAUCAACAGCUUGGCAUAACUCUUGGCCUCGUUAUUCCAGUCCCCAAUGUCUGGAUCAUUUGUCCUAGCUACGGCCUUUAUGCAUCCAUUUAUAUAUUCCACAAUCACCUCACCGUCUAAUCCUGCAAUGGUUGACUCUUGAGAAGCAUCCAACAAAACGUUUUUGAUAUAUUCUGCUAUGUUUUCGUAAGAUGCGAGGCAACUAUCGAUGGCUGGGAUCAAAUCGGGUUUUGUCGUGAGGUCCUCAGACAUAUCCAAGAGUUGAUUGAGGGUUCGAUUUACAAACGAUGAGGUCGAGUUUAUGGCAACUUGGAGGAGGGGAUUAAGGUCGUUUGUUUUUGCGUUUGCGGCAUUAGGGUUCUUAAGGACUCUGAGGCAAAACGGUUUGGCGACAUUAAGCCGUUUGUGGAGACAAAAAUUGUUUACGGUUUCGUAAGGGUUGGGGUUUGGAAGGGGAUUGGGGCUUAUGGUUUGGUUGUUUGUCUGCGCUUUUGUGGAUGAAAGAAUGAGGAAGAAGAAAGGAAGGACAAUGGUUAGUGUUAUUAUGUUUCUUGAGGGACUCAUGUUUUUUGUGGGUGGUAAGGGGUAGAGAGAUAUAAAAAAUGCCUCUACAAAUUUUUG